Messenger RNA from Diuraphis noxia (Russian wheat aphid), 5794 nucleotides. Its product is annotated as filamin A protein cher. The record is from RefSeq and is a predicted model, not a curated record. NCBI's taxonomy places the organism in Eukaryota, Metazoa, Arthropoda, Insecta, Hemiptera, Aphididae. Gene Ontology annotation, molecular function: actin filament binding. Gene Ontology annotation, biological process: actin cytoskeleton organization.
GUCAAAGAACCCGUAAACAUGAAGAAACUCGAUGCACACACGUAUGAAGCAACGUACUACCCAAGGAAAGUCGGCCGCCACGUUGUGAUGGUGACGUUUGCAGGGGUGGAAAUCCCUAAAGCACCUUUUGAAGUGCACGUCAACCCAUUCAAAGAGACUUUGAUUCGUGCUUACGGACCUGGACUUACCGGAGGCAUAGUUUCACAUCCAGCGAUGUUCACUGUCGAAACUAAUGGAGAAACCGGUUCACUAGGAUUCAGUAUCGAAGGACCUUCAAAGGCUAAAAUCGAUUGCCAAGAUAACGGGGACGGAUCGGCGGACGUCAGGUACUAUCCGAUGGCGCCAGGAGAGUAUGCCGUGCACAUAUUAUGUGAUAACGAGGACAUACCUAAGUCACCUUACAUUGCCAACAUUUUACCUAGUACUGAUUUCUAUCCCGACAAGGUAAACUGUUACGGAAGUGGAUUACAACCAAAUGGCGUCAUACAAGGAAAACCGGCUGAAUUCGUGGUGGAUACGAAAAAGGCCGGAGUAGCUCCACUUGACGUCAAGAUCAUCGAUUCAAAUGGCAACUUCGUAGAACCCGUGUUGAAAGACAACAAGGAUGGUACGUUUUCCUGCAAAUACGUCCCAAAGUCGAUCGGCAAACACACGUUACAGGUUAGUUACGGAGGCGUCGCUGUACCAAAAAGUCCGUUCCGCGUAUUCGUGUCACAGCCGUUGAACGCGAAUAAAGUACAAAUAUUUGGACCAGGUAUCGAAUCCGGUGUCAAGACCAAUAAACCCAAUCAUUUCACCAUCGAUUGUUCAGAAGCCGGGAUCGGGGAGCUCAACGUGAAUCUGGUAAACGACAAAGGAGUCAACGUGCCAUUGCAGGUUAACGAUAACGAAGACGGUUCGUUCCUCAUUGACUAUGUGCCGACAAGCUCGGGCGUUCACAAUUUGAAUUGCACUUACGGUGGAGUUAAGGUACCUGAUUGCCCGAUMAAAAUCAACGUUCAGUCUCCAGUAGACUUGUCCAAAGUCAAAGUGGAUGGUCUCGAAACUCUGGCCCCGGUCAACAGUUUGCAACAGUUCCGGGUGAUGACGCGAGAAGCUGGUAGGGCGGAAUUUGCAGUGGUGAUCACCAGCCCGUCCGGCGGUUCGGUGACGGCRCACGUGGUACCCUUUGCCGACGGUUACGUGGUGAACUUCACGCCAACCGAAGUGGGCGAGUACCGACUGAGUGUGACGCUGGGCGGUGAACAGGUGGGCCGGCCGUACCGCGUGUCGUGCACACGGGCCAACGACCCGGGAAAGGUGACGGCCCGUGGACCUGGCCUUUCCGGCGGCCCUGUCAAUCGGCCUGCCGAGUUCACCAUCGACACGAAGCGCGCCGGCCAGGGUGGCCUGGGCGUGACGGUCGAGGGCCCGUGUGAAGCGGCCAUCAAUUGCCGAGAUAACGGGGACGGCACGUGCUCAGUGGCGUAUAUGCCCGUCGAGGUCGGCCACUACGUCAUCAACAUCACAUUUGAUGACCAACCGAUUCCAGGGUCUCCGUUUAACGCGCUGAUUGGUGGCCGGGCGGCCGGCGAUGCUCCACGACCUCCUAACAACGUUAAGGCUUCCGGCAACGGUCUUUUGGCCAACGGUGUUUUCUUGGGAUCACCAACUGACUUUUCUGUGGAUUCUCGAGCCGUUGCCAAGUACGGCAAAGGCGUCGUUACGUGUACGGUGACUAAUCCAUCUGGCAGCAGAACCGAAACGUUCAUCACGCCACAAAGCGAUGGAACAUAUAAAAUCAGUUACACCCCGUUCGAAGAAGGACCACACACCAUUGAUAUUUAUUACGACGGGGUGCCCAUAGUCGGCUCACCGUUUUCCGUUAACGUGAAACGAGGAACUGACGCCAGCAAAUGCAGAGCUUUUGGACCGGGUUUGACCAAAGGAAUCAUCAACAAAGUCAAUGCUUUUACUGUCGAAACAAAAGGAGCUGGCACUGGAAGCUUAGGUUUGGCCAUCGAAGGGCCUUCCGAGGCAAAAAUGACGUGCAAAGAUAAUCGCGAUGGUUCGUGUUCGGUCGAAUACACACCAACAGAAUCUGGGGAUUAUGAUGUGAGCAUUCAGUUCGCUGAAAAACACAUUCCCGGAUCACCGUUUAAGGUUACAGUCGAUCGUCCUGCAACCGUGAAUGACAUCAAGGUGAGUGGACCAGGCAUCAACCCUAAGUAUUGCAGGGCAAACACGCCUAUCACGUUCAAAGUGGACGCGUCGAGAUCUUCUAAAGGAAAUGUAGACGUGAAAUUGGUAACCGACAAAGGUCCGUUACAACAGAAACCGAUUAUUCGUGACAAUGAAGAUGGUACCUACGAUGUUACUUACACUCCAAAUCCAGAAGGCGCUCUACUUACAGCCAACGUAUUGUACAACGGAUAUCAAGUACCGGACAGUCCUUUCAAGCUCAGAGUUCGACCUAAGUUCGAAUUGGAUAAGAUCAAGAUUGAAGGCCCCGGUGUAUCCGAUUCUCGAGGUGUCAAGGCAUCUGUUCCCACGUAUUUCGUCGUGGAUGCUACUGACGCUGGUUCCGGAAAAUUGGACUUGAGAAUUAUGGGACCCGAUGGUUUUCCCAGGCCGGUGGACAUAGAAAAGAAGGAAAAUUUAUACAAAAUAAAGUAUACUCCAGAUGACUGCGGUCGGUACUCGAUUGAAGCGCUAUAUGAUGGAAAACCAUUACCGCAAUCGCCGAUCCAUGUACAGUCCUACUCCACUGGAAAUGCGGCCAAUUGUCGUAUCACAGGGAACGUAGAGAGCCGAACACUGACGGGUAAAAACCAUAGCAUCAUCGUAAAUGCAAGAAACUGCGGUGAUGGGAACGUGACGUGCCGGAUAAGACCGGUGGACGGGCAUUACUUCGUAAAUACAGAAGUCGUGCCGAAAAACGAUGGCACUUACGUGGUCAACUAUUCCGUCAAAGAACCCGGAGACUACACGUUGACGAUGAAGUUUGGCGGUCAGCCGAUCAAAGAUGGGUUUUACAAAUUUACGGCCACCGAAGAUAAAGUCGGAGUAAAACGGUUGCCCAGAGACUUUGCCGAGCAACUGCGCUUCGACGAGUACGCGCAACAGACGACCACAACCACCUCCACAACCACCUCUACCACCACCGACGAGUAUAGGCCCGUGGCUUUAGACAAGAUACCGGUACCUUCGUGCGGCGGACAUUUGACAGCUGAUAUCACGAUGCCAAGUGGUAAACGAGACCAACCAUCCAUCGAGGAUAAUCACGAUGGUACAGUAUCACUUAAAUACGAUCCCAAGGAAGAAGGCUUGCACGAGCUAUUCGUUAAGUACAACGGGGAAAACGUUCAAGGUUCGCCGUUCAAAUUCCAUGUUGACUCCAUCACCAGCGGGCACAUCACGGCAUACGGACCGGGACUCACGCACGGCGUCAGCGGAGAACCGUCGGACUUCACCAUAUACACGAAAGGAGCAGGAGCCGGUGGUCUUUCAUUGGCCGUCGAAGGUCCCAGUAAAGCGGACAUAAGUUGUCACGAUAACAAGGACGGCACGGUUUCUGUCACGUACCUGCCAACGGCACCCGGCGAAUAUAGGAUUUCCGUCAAGUUCGCUGACAAACACAUCAAAGGAAGCCCGUACAAUACGAAAGUCACAGGUGAGGGCCGGAAGAGAAACCAGAUAUCAGUGGGCUCAUGCAGCGAAGUAUCGUUGCCUGGUAAAGUGCUAGACAAGGACUUCCGGUUGUUGAAUGCGUCGAUCCAAGCGCCGAGUGGUCUGGAAGAACCUUGCUUCUUGAAACGUCUACCAAACGGCAACUUGGGUAUAUCGUUCACGCCUAGGGAGAUCGGCCAGCACGUGGUGUCUGUGAAAAGAAUGGGCCAGCAUAUCGUCAACUCACCGUUCAAGAUAACCGUAGGUGAGCGAGAAGUUGGAGACGCAAAAAAGGUCAAAGUCACCGGUAAUGGGUUAAAAGAAGGCAAAACGCACGUAGAGAAUUUGUUCACAGUGGACACAAGGAGUGCCGGUUAUGGUGGAUUAUCGCUUUCCAUCGAAGGUCCAAGCAAAGCAGAGAUCCAGUGUAAGGACAACGAAGACGGUACAUUGAACAUAUCGUACAGGCCCACAGAACCAGGAUAUUAUAUCGUUAAUCUGAAGUUCGCCGACCAUCACGUCGACGGUUCACCCUUCACCGUUAAAGUCACCGGCGAAGGAAGCAAUUGUCAGCGCGAGAAGAUCGAACGGAAACGCGAAGCCGUACCUCUCACCGAGGUGGGCAGCAACUGCAAACUCACGUUCAAGAUGCCGGGUGUGUUGCCAUAUGAUUUGUCAUCGACGGUGACAUCGCCGUGUGGUAUUACGGAAGAUGCUGAAAUCAACGAAAUCGAAGACGGCCUCUACGCGGUACACUUUGUCCCAAAGGAAUUGGGUGUGCACACGGUGUCGGUUCGGUACAAGGAAGUCCACAUACCUGGAUCGCCGUUCCAAUUUACCGUCGGUCCUUUAAGCGAUGGCGGAGCUCAUCGCGUACACGMUGGAGGUUCUGGUCUGGAACGUGGUGAACAAGGACAGCCAUGUGAAUUUAACGUGUGGACCAGAGAGGCCGGGCCGGGUUCACUAGCCAUAUCAGUCGAAGGUCCUAGCAAGGCGGAAAUCGAUUUCAAAGAUCGCAAGGAUGGUUCAUGUUAUGUCAGUUACGUCGUAGGCGAACCAGGAGAAUACCGAAUCGGUAUUAAGUUUAACGACCAGCACAUUCCGGACUCACCAUACAAGUUGUUUAUAUCACCAGCAAUGGGUGAAGCGCACAAACUUGAAGUGGCGCAAUUCCCGACGUCCGGAGUCCAAGCCGAUUACCCAGCUCAAUUCAUUGUUCGUAAGAACGGCGCUGUUGGUCAACUCGACGCCAAGGUUGUGUCACCGUCCGGUACAGAAGACGACUGUUUCAUUCAAUCAAUCGAUCAAGAUAUGUACUCUGUCCGUUUCAUGCCCCGUGAUAAUGGCGUUCACAACAUACACGUCAAAUUCAACGGCGUUCACAUUCCAGGAUCACCAUACCGUUUGAAAGUCGGCAAAGGAGACGCCGAUCCUGCUGCCGUCCACGCCACUGGCAGUGGUUUGGGAGAUGUCAAGACAGGACACAAGACGGAUUUUAUUGUAGACACUUGUAACGCGGGUGCCGGUACAUUGGCUGUAACUAUUGACGGGCCAAGCAAAGUUUCUAUGGACUGUACCGAAGUCGAAGAAGGUUACAAAGUCAGGUACACGCCGUUAGUGCCAGGCGAAUAUUACAUAAGUUUGAAAUACAAUGGAUAUCAUAUUGUUGGUUCGCCGUUCAAAGUCACAUGUACUGGUGAGGAUUUGGCUGAGCGUGGGCCACAAGAAACAAGCUCAGUUGUUGUGGAAACUGUACACAAAGUUUCUAAAGCUCACAAGGGUGGAGCUGGUGUCGUUUUACCACACUUUAAAUCGAACGCCACACUCGUCACGAGUAAAGGAAUGGGCUUGAAGAAAGCGUAUGUGGGAAAACAAAAUCUAUUCAGUAUAAGCGCUACUGAUGCCGGCAACAAUAUAUUAUUCGUUGGUAUUUACGGACCUAAAGGACCAUGUGAGGAGAUAUUUAUCAAACACAUGAAACAGAACAACUACCAAGUGAGCUAUAUCGUCCGAGAACGGGGCGAAUACAUUCUUCUGGUCAAGUGGGGGGAUGAUCACAUACCCGGUUCACCGUUCAAAAUCGAAACAUAAAUCUAACGAAAUAAAUAAAACAUAAAAAAAAAUUUAAAAAAAAUUAAUGAAAAAA